Dipodomys spectabilis (banner-tailed kangaroo rat) is the source of this 2541-nucleotide messenger RNA. RefSeq names its product F-box and leucine rich repeat protein 4 (gene Fbxl4). Gene Ontology annotation, biological process: SCF-dependent proteasomal ubiquitin-dependent protein catabolic process. The record is from RefSeq and is a predicted model, not a curated record. Gene Ontology annotation, molecular function: protein binding. Gene Ontology annotation, cellular component: SCF ubiquitin ligase complex. Bases 310 to 2175 code for a protein of 621 amino acids. The transcript is spliced from 9 exons. Lineage: Eukaryota; Metazoa; Chordata; Mammalia; Rodentia; Heteromyidae.
UGGCCGCCGUGGUGCCGCCGCGCCACAGCCCGGCAGCCGCCCUCGCGCCCAGGCCUUUCCCGCGCCGCCGGGUCAGGGCGGGGUGAAGCCCUCGGCGCGCGCCUCUCCCGGACCCCGCAGGCUAAAAGAAUGCCACAUUUCAGCAUUUAUACCUAAAAGCAGCAUGCAAAUUUCAGGUCACAUGGAUGAGUGCCAACUUCUGUAUUUCCCCUGUGUAUCCCGUGACCACUCUAUCUGGGAACAUCCUUCAGAGUUCAUGCGUCUUACUGAGGACACCUGACCUUUUGAAGCUUCAUAAUUCACGACUAGAUGUCACCAGUCUUUCCCAUGUUAACAGUUCUGACUAUGUUUUAUUAUAUGUGCCUUCGGCGCCGAGCCAUGACAGCUACAAGAGGAGAAAUGAUGAACAGCCAUAGAACUAUAGUAUCAAACAGCCGGACUUCCCCUCUUAAUGCAGAGGUGGUCCAAUAUGCCAAAGAAGUAGUGGAUUUCAGUUCCCAUUACGGAAGUGAGAAUAGUAUGUCCUACACCAUGUGGAACUUGGCAGGUGUUCCGAAUGUAUUCCCAAGUUCUGGUGACUUUACUCAGACAGCUGUGUUUCGAACAUAUGGAACAUGGUGGGAUCAGUGUCCAAGUGCUUCCUUGCCAUUCAAGAGGACACCACCCAAUUUUCAGAGCCAGGACUAUGUGGAACUUACCUUUGAACAACAGGUGUAUCCUACAGCUGUUCAUGUUCUAGAGACAUAUCAUCCUGGAGCAGUCAUCAGAAUUCUGGCUUGUUCGGCAAAUCCCUACUCUCCAAGUCCCCCAGCUGAAGUAAGAUGGGAGACCCUUUGGUCAGAGAGACCUACGAAGGUGAAUGCUUCCCAGGCUCGCCAGUUUAAACCUUGUAUUAAGCAGAUAAAUUUUCCCACAAAUCUUAUACGGCUGGAAAUAAAUAGCUCUCUUCUGGAUUAUUACACUGAAUUAGAUGCAGUUGUGCUACAUGGUAUGAAGGACAAGCCACUGCUUUCUCUCAAGACUUCACUUAUUGACAUGAAUGAUCUAGAUGAUGAUGACUAUGAAGACAAGGAUGGUUGUGGAAUGGACAGUCUAAACAAAAAGUUUAACAGUGCUGCCCUAAGGGAAGGGCCGAAUAAUGGAUAUUUUGAUAAACUACCAUAUGAGCUUAUUCAACUGAUUCUGAAUCAUCUUACAUUACCUGACCUGUGUAGAUUAGCACAGACUUGCAAACUGCUGAACCAGCAUUGCUGUGAUCCUCUACAAUACAUCCACCUCAAUUUGCAACCUUACUGGGCAAAAGUAAAUGACACUUCUCUAGAAUUUCUGCAGACUCGAUGCACUCUUGUCCAAUGGCUCAAUUUAUCCUGGACUGGCAAUAGGGGCUUCAUCUCUGUUGCAGGAUUUAGCAGGUUUCUGAAGGGUUGCGGAUCUGAAUUAGUACGUCUUGAACUGUCUUGCAGCCACUUCCUUAAUGAAACCUGCUUGGAAGUUAUUUCUGAGAUGUGUCCAAAUCUUCAGGACUUAAAUCUCUCAUCAUGUGAUAAACUGCCACCUCAAGCUUUCAACCACAUUGCCAAAUUAUGCAGCCUGAAGCGACUCAUUCUUUAUCGAACAAAAGUAGAGCAAACAGCACUGCUCAGCAUUUUGAACUUCUGCUCGGAGCUGCAGCACCUCAGUUUGGGCAGCUGUGUAAUGAUAGAAGACUAUGAUGUGAUAGCUAGCAUGAUAGGAGCCAAGUGUAAAAAGCUUCGGACCCUGGAUCUGUGGAGGUGUAAGAACAUUACGGAGAAUGGAAUAGCAGAACUGGCUUCUGGGUGUCCACUUCUGGAGGAACUUGACCUUGGCUGGUGCCCCACUCUGCAGAGCAGCACCGGGUGCUUCACCAAACUAGCACGCCAGCUGCCAAACUUGCAGAAACUCUUUCUUACAGCUAACAGGUCUGUGUGUGACACAGAUAUUGAAGAGCUAGCAUCUAAUUGUACCAGAUUACGACAACUGGACAUAUUAGGAACAAGAAUGGUAAGUCCAGCAUCUUUAAGAAAACUGCUGGAGUCUUGUAAAGAUCUCUGCUUACUUGACGUGUCCUUCUGUUCACAGAUUGAUAACAGGUCUGUUCUCGAACUCAAUGCAAGCUUUCCAAAAGUGUUCAUUAAAAAGAGCUUUACACAGUGAUUUCAUAUAUGUCCUGUCAUUAAAAUCAGUGUGCUUUUGUAGGAUUUUAUUGUGCGAUUGGCUUUGUUUUUUGUUUUAUUUAAUUUUUGUAAUGUGAGAAUUAAGACAUUUGUAGAUUUUAAAGAAAAAUAGGAAACUGUCCACUGAAUUUAGUAAAAUGUAAAAUAUUCUCAUAAAAUAUUGCAAGUACUUUUCAACAAUGUGUUAAAUGGCUAAUACUUUCACAUUAUGUGAAUCAGUGAUAUUAUGUUUUGAUCAAUAGUUAUAUGUUAAUAAAAGAAUAAUGUGGAAAAACUAACUUAUUUUUAAAGGAAUACUUUGAAGAAUAAAGUGUCAUAUUUGUGCAAGAAUAAAGUUGAUUUUUCA